Molecule: messenger RNA, 3419 nt
Organism: Scatophagus argus
Lineage: Eukaryota; Metazoa; Chordata; Actinopteri; Scatophagidae
Gene: sack1fa
Product: family with sequence similarity 83 member Fa
Exons: 5
Coding region: 940-2706 (588 amino acids)
Source: RefSeq, a predicted model, not a curated record
CUAUGAAAUGUUUUAUACAUUUUUUAAGAUAUUUUCUUAUUUAAGUUUUGUCCAGCGGCAUGAUGUCAACCACAGCCUGCCACAAUAAAACCAGAAGUAGGGAUGUUUAGUCUUCAAAAUAAAAGCUGCAUUAGAGUCUGAAUCCUGGACUGGACCCUCUGGAUGUAGCAUCAGCUCUCCUCAUUAGCUCAAACAUUUUCAUGUUUAUUAGACUGGAAGUUGCUCAAAAUAAUCUAUUCCUGGAAUUAAUGCCAAACGUCUGCAGCCUGGAAAUGUUGGUUCUUAUUACUAGUUGCAGUUUUUCACUUAAUCACAUGUUGCACAAGACAAAUAAGUGGUUAUUUUCUCAAUGUAUCCACAUGACUUCUUUUCAUGUGUAAAAUACCCUUUAUGGCAUGCGCAGGAUGAUACAUUUACAAGUGAUGGGAAAUGGACUGUGAUUAUAGCUUUUGUGACAAAGUGCCCUUCAUUUACACACACACACACACACACACACACACACACACACACACACACACACACACAAACUGACAGCCUUGAAUUCAGUGCUUUGUUCACGGAGCGUCAACAUGUGGACACCCACAGCUCCUGAGCCACACCCACCUCUUACAUAUAAUCUGUCUACAGGACACUUUUUACCUUUACAAGGUGAGCUGUGCAUUAGAUUUUAAUCUGAAGUUUAAAGUAGAGGAGUAAAAGUACCAGUACAACAGUGUAAACGGGACUCCAUUACCUGUCAAACACCUACCGUUUGUGGUAUGUUGUGUAGUAUGAAGUAUAAAGUGGAGAAAAGAAAGACUCAAGUUAAAUAUCUGAAAUGUGUUCUUAUUUACAGUACCUGAGUAAAUGGAAAGGUGACUCUCGUAUGCCAGUCAACACAUUUAAUAAGUUCAAAACCAAAUUUAUUAUGAAAGUUUCGUAACCGGAAGUUCUUUAACAAUGUGGCGAACUUUAUGCCACCAUGUUGGCUUCCAAACGGCAGCUAGUCCCGCCCCCUACUUUCUCACCUGUGCACCUGGCGUACCUGUCCGCAGAGGUGUCGCUGUGCCGGAGACAAGCGGAUCAGGUGCGACUGAGGAGGGGGGUAUUUGUUCUGCUAUGGCGGAGUCUCAGCUGCGGUGCAUGGACGAUGAGCACGUCAACGAGAAGAUCCCGGAGUCCCGACCGGAGUUCUACUACAGCGAGGAGCAGCGCGCGGCUCUCGAGCAGCUGCUCAGGAGCGGGGACGGGGCCUUCAAGAUGCGCCUCAAGGAGGACAACAUCAAGGACUUCCUCUCGGCCAAGGAGGUGAGACUCCUCCGGAAAACCUUUCACGAAUACAGCACGGACUGCGACCCCGAGUCCGGCGAGCACGACAAGUCCAAGGGGUCGUCCAGUGCGGACUCCGGGGUCCACUCCACCUACUGGCCCCAGAUGUCCGACACAGAGGUCCCGCCUCUGGACAUCGGCUGGCCGGGCAGCAGCGGCGUCUACAAGGGGGUGACCCGGGUGUCCGUGUACACCCAUCCGCCCAAAGAGUCCGGGCCGCACAUCAAGGAGGUGGUGAGGAGGCUCAUCCAGGAAGCGCAGAAGGUGGUGGCCAUAGUCAUGGACCUCCUGACUGACCUGCAGAUCCUCCAGGACCUGCUGGAUGCGUCGUCACGGCGCGGGGUGGCCGUUUACGCUGUGCUGGAGGCCGGGGGCGUGCCCUUCUUCCUGGAUAUGUGCACUCGGCUGCAGAUCAACGCAUCGCAUCUGCGGAACCUCCGUGUGCGGAUGGUGAAAGGUGCAGGGCUGGCCCUGUCCUUUGGAAAGCUGCCCGGGUCCGUCUGCUCCAAGUACAUGCUGGUAGAUGGAGAGAAAGUCAUGUUUGGGUCGUACAGCUUCACCUGGACUUCCUCCCGGAUGAACAGGAACACGAUCACCGUCAUGUCGGGACAAACUGUGGACUUCUUUGACAAUGACUUUAGGGAGCUGUACGCCGUGUCCGAUCAGGUGGACCUCUACAAGGAGUUCAACAUCACCAAGCCGCCCAUACCUACACCCAUCGCAAAGCCGAAGGUGGAGCCAGUCCUGCCUGUGCCUGUGUCCACGUCCCGCUUUCAGGUGUCCGUCAAUGACUCCAGACAGAUCGACAUGAAGGUACCUGCACAUAAAUACCACAAUCCGAAGUACUCUUUAGUUUUUGGGAACAGCAGGGGCAUGACGGGUUCCCUACAAGACCUGUCGACGGUGGGCGACUCGAUGGUCGGUGGGCUGAAACUGAUGAACGGCCUGCAGAACAGCAUGCUUCAUAUCAGCAGGUACAACCAGGAAAAGGUGGAGCGAGUCUCCCCUCAGAGUCCUGUCCCACCUACAGAGGAAGGGGAGGAGGGAAAGGCGAGUUUGAAGAAGAACCCGGCUGUCGGAGUGAAGAAACGCAGCUCCUUCAGGAGCUUCCUGAAAGGUAGAGGAGUCAAUCACAGCACAGAGACAAUAGAGGAAGGCGUGGUCACUCCUCAGAGCCCAGACCCACCCUGCAAAGCACCAGAGACCAAUGGCAUCGCAGGAAAUGAGCUGGAGGACACAUUUGAGAUCAUUGAGAAACCAAGUCCACUGAAACCCAAAACCAAGAAGCCAUCAAAGGUCAUUCAGAGAAGCUUGUCCCUGCAGACCAUCAACUUAGGAGACGAAGACGAAUCCAAAAGCCGGCGACGGCAUCAAAAGAAGAACUGCAUCCAGUCGUGAGUGGACAGUCUGCCAUUAACGAUGAAGAGCCCCACAGACGGAUGUCAUGGCGAAACAAGCUGCAGGUCACAGCAUCACCUCACUGAAACCAGGUGACAUUAAAAGACUUCACUUGGGACUCAAAGUCCUCGCUGUGCCUCACGGGAGCCACCAAGGAUUAGACGUUGAACUUUAAACCAGUCGUGUGAAAAAAGAAAAAUCUCAACAUUUUAGCCAAAGUGCUGAUGGAGACAGAUUUCAUCGCCAUCAUUUUGUUUUUAUGUUUUGUAUUAAAUUAUUCUACAGUCAAGUGUUGUUUUUACUUUUACACUGUCUGAACCUGAACGCCACAGAAGUAGCCCCGUGCUGUGGCCCAGGUAGCGUGGGUGGAUUACAUCACACCUGCGAGUUGACCCGGUUGCCACGGAGACAGGAAAAGUGAUCCUGCUGUCCCAGAGUGUCGCCUUACAGCGGACCCUCGCUAACAGAGCGAGUGUGUUGCUCAGGCUGUGAAUAAUGUACGCCGCGCUGAGUGCUGCGCUGUUGACACAACCUGCUUCUGCUCGCCGUGUGACGGCUGCGCUGCUGUUUGUUUGUUUGCACACGAGCUGGGAUUUUGUUCUUAUUCGGGUGAAAGUGGCACCGACUAAAAUGUGAAUCCUUGAGAACCACUUGAGAUGCAAAUUAUGAAAAUACUGCAGCAGAGAAAUGGAAUAAAAGACAUGAAAACAACA